AUGCCGGUUGAACCGCUAUCCAUCGCCGUCGCCUGUACCAGCCUGAUCUCGAAUGUUGGUAAAACCUCGCUGGACAUCUACUCGUUCGUAUCGAAAGUGCGAGAUGCCCAUCGCGACUUGGACGCUGUAUUGAAGGAAUUGUCUUCUCUGGGACUCUGUUUGGAAACACUCCGGAAUGAUGCCAUGGUCACCUCCAAGCGCGUACCUCAACCACUUGAGCACAGGGUCCUGCUCAUUCUAGUCCACACGGCCGAGAUUGUUAAAGAGAUACAAGAAAUGCUGGCCAAAUUAUCCUCGGACAGAUUUGGCAAUCACAUGAAAUGGGCCAUGUACGGGCAAAACGACAUGAACAAGCUUAGAAACCGGUUGGAGUCUCACAAAGCUUCACUGGAAAUCGCCCUUGCACUGUUGACUCUAUCUCUCACCACCGCCAUCAAGGACGAUACAAGCAGCAUCCGCCGGAACGUCAAGGAAACCGCUUUUGGUCUGGACCAGAUUGCCCAAGUUCUAGUGGCGUUGCCAGAACGUGUUGCCGCCCAGCUCCAAGGGAGCGCAUUGAACGAAACAACCAUUGUCGACACUAUUAGACCAGCUCUGCAACUGCCAGCACCACCAGAACCACCAGUGGCGAAUUCUGCUCGAAAGCUCGAAGGCCUCUUUCCACCCAUGACUUCGAAGGAUCAGACACUGAGUAACUGGGAUGCAGCGGCCAUACAGCCAAGCCGUGAGGUGGCUGUUACAGCUGCUGAGUCUACUCCGGGCCAGCCAACCAACACUGCCCAGGACCAGGCAUCCCGUUCUCGAAGGUGGAGGGGUCCUCACAUCAAGAUUCAGCUGCCGCAGGCUACCAAGGUAGCCGAUGAUAGGAAGGCCGCUGUACCAAUAAUCACACGGGAAUAUCUACCGGAAAGAUGGAAUCGCAUAGCGGCGGAACUCGGGCGGCAGGGAGCAGAUCGUGCGAUGGAAGAUGCAAGGCGACGGAUUCUACGUCGAUUAAAAGAGACGGAAGACGAAAAGUCGGCCCGGCGACAGCCUGAAUACAAGCUCAAACCCCAGUUCGAGUCACUUGGCCGGAACGAAAGUCUAGAAUGGGACGGCCUUCGACGACGCGAGACGAUAAUAGACGCACCUAGCGUUCCUGUCCCACAGACUAUUCACCCACCUCUGGGUAUGUCUCAUUUUCCGGACGUGGACAACGAUGACGGCUGGCAAGCAUAUUACACACCUGGCAUCUUCAAAUCUAUCCGGUGCAAGGCUGAGAGUGGGCCCAGUCAGGGAGAGCGGCAUGAGGAAGACCGACCACGACUUUGGGACGAUGAGAACAAGCAACAACGUCAAUUUUCCUUCACAAACAUGUUCAAGCCUAAGGAGGAAACCAGUCAGGUAGAGCGUGGUGAGGAAGAACGAGGACAGCUCGAAGAAGCCGGAGUUAAAGAGGGUCAAGGCGAGUUGUCCCCAAAGCUGUUACAAUGUUGCUCAGAUAUCGGGCAAUUUGGACACCCUUGCAGAGUCGUUGGAUGCUAA
This is a messenger RNA of Cladophialophora psammophila CBS 110553, 1524 nucleotides long. RefSeq lists its product as uncharacterized. The transcript has 2 exons. Lineage: Eukaryota; Fungi; Ascomycota; Eurotiomycetes; Chaetothyriales; Herpotrichiellaceae. The record is from RefSeq and is a predicted model, not a curated record. The coding region runs from base 1 to 1524 and encodes 507 amino acids.